Messenger RNA from Peromyscus californicus insignis, 5527 nucleotides. It is a transcript of the gene Smc3, whose product is annotated as structural maintenance of chromosomes 3. Bases 137 to 3790 code for a protein of 1217 amino acids. Gene Ontology annotation, biological process: mitotic sister chromatid cohesion. The record is from RefSeq and is a predicted model, not a curated record. Lineage: Eukaryota; Metazoa; Chordata; Mammalia; Rodentia; Cricetidae. The transcript has 29 exons. Gene Ontology annotation, molecular function: cohesin loader activity; ATP binding; ATP hydrolysis activity. Gene Ontology annotation, cellular component: chromosome.
UUGUUUGGCCUCAGGAGAGCGAGCGGGAGCGAGCGGAGCCCAGUGGGAGGGGGCUCGCCUGCGGCUCUCCGGUCUCCGCGGCCGCGCUGUGGCUGUUCUGAGGUGAAGCCUUCUCCCUGCCGGGGGUCGCGGAGCCAUGUACAUCAAGCAGGUGAUUAUCCAGGGUUUCCGAAGUUACCGAGAUCAAACAAUUGUAGAUCCCUUCAGUUCAAAACAUAAUGUUAUUGUGGGCAGAAAUGGAUCUGGAAAAAGCAACUUUUUUUAUGCCAUUCAGUUUGUUCUCAGUGAUGAAUUCAGUCAUCUUCGCCCGGAGCAGCGAUUGGCUUUGUUGCAUGAGGGUACAGGUCCUCGUGUUAUUUCUGCUUUUGUGGAAAUCAUUUUUGACAAUUCAGACAACCGGUUACCAAUUGAUAAAGAGGAAGUUUCACUUCGAAGAGUUAUUGGUGCCAAAAAAGAUCAAUAUUUCCUAGAUAAGAAGAUGGUCACGAAAAAUGAUGUGAUGAAUCUCCUUGAAAGUGCUGGGUUUUCUCGAAGUAAUCCCUAUUACAUUGUUAAACAAGGAAAGAUCAACCAAAUGGCAACAGCACCAGAUUCUCAGAGAUUAAAGCUAUUGAGAGAAGUAGCUGGUACUAGAGUGUAUGAUGAACGUAAGGAAGAAAGCAUCUCCCUAAUGAAAGAAACAGAGGGCAAACGGGAAAAAAUCAAUGAGUUGUUAAAAUACAUUGAAGAGCGGUUACAUACUCUAGAAGAGGAAAAGGAAGAACUCGCCCAGUAUCAGAAGUGGGAUAAAAUGAGGCGUGCCCUGGAGUACACCAUCUACAACCAGGAGCUCAAUGAGACUCGGGCCAAGCUGGAUGAGCUUUCUGCUAAGCGAGAAACGAGUGGAGAGAAAUCUAGACAAUUAAGAGAUGCCCAACAGGAUGCAAGAGAUAAAAUGGAGGAUAUUGAGCGCCAGGUUAGAGAACUGAAAACAAAAAUUUCAGCUAUGAAAGAAGAAAAAGAGCAGCUUAGUGCUGAGAGACAAGAGCAGAUUAAGCAAAGGACCAAGUUGGAACUUAAAGCCAAGGAUUUACAAGAUGAGCUGGCAGGCAAUAGUGAACAGCGGAAACGUUUAUUAAAAGAAAGGCAGAAGCUGCUUGAAAAAAUAGAAGAAAAACAGAAAGAACUGGCAGAGACAGAACCUAAAUUCAACAGCGUAAAAGAAAAAGAAGAGCGAGGAAUUGCUAGAUUGGCUCAAGCUACCCAGGAAAGAACUGACCUUUAUGCAAAGCAGGGUCGAGGAAGCCAGUUUACAUCAAAGGAAGAAAGGGAUAAGUGGAUUAAAAAGGAGCUGAAGUCUUUAGAUCAGGCUAUUAAUGACAAGAAAAGACAGAUUGCUGCUAUACAUAAGGAUCUGGAGGAUACCGAGGCAAAUAAAGAGAAAAAUCUGGAGCAAUACAAUAAACUGGAUCAGGAUCUCAAUGAAGUCAAAGCUCGGGUUGAAGAACUGGACAGAAAAUAUUAUGAAGUAAAAAAUAAGAAAGAUGAAUUACAAAGUGAAAGAAAUUACUUGUGGAGAGAGGAGAAUGCAGAGCAACAAGCACUUGCUGCUAAAAGAGAAGACCUGGAAAAGAAGCAGCAACUUCUUAGAGCGGCAACAGGAAAGGCCAUUUUGAAUGGAAUAGACAGCAUAAACAAAGUGCUAGAUCAUUUUCGUCGAAAAGGAAUAAACCAACAUGUUCAAAAUGGCUAUCAUGGCAUCGUAAUGAAUAAUUUUGAGUGUGAGCCAGCUUUCUAUACUUGUGUGGAAGUCACUGCUGGUAACAGGUUAUUUUAUCACAUUGUUGAUUCAGAUGAAGUCAGCACGAAGAUUUUAAUGGAGUUCAAUAAAAUGAAUCUUCCUGGAGAAGUGACUUUUCUGCCUCUUAACAAGUUAGAUGUGAGGGAUACUGCCUAUCCUGAAACCAAUGAUGCUAUUCCUAUGAUCAGUAAACUGAGGUACAAUCCCAGGUUUGACAAAGCUUUCAAACAUGUGUUUGGGAAGACACUCAUCUGUCGGAGCAUGGAAGUUUCCACUCAGCUGGCUCGUGCUUUCACUAUGGAUUGUAUUACUUUGGAAGGUGAUCAAGUCAGCCAUCGAGGCGCUCUGACUGGAGGCUAUUACGACACAAGAAAGUCUCGACUUGAGUUACAGAAAGAUGUCAGAAAAGCAGAAGAGGAGCUGGGUGAGCUUGAAGCAAAGCUCAAUGAAAACCUGCGCAGAAACAUUGAAAGGAUUAAUAAUGAAAUUGAUCAGUUGAUGAACCAAAUGCAGCAGAUAGAGACCCAACAAAGGAAAUUUAAAGCAUCCAGAGAUAGCAUAUUGUCAGAGAUGAAGAUGCUAAAAGAGAAGAGGCAGCAGUCAGAGAAGACCUUUAUGCCAAAGCAACGUAGCUUACAGAGCUUGGAGGCAAGUCUGCAUGCUAUGGAGUCUACCAGAGAAUCACUGAAAGCAGAACUAGGAACUGAUUUGCUUUCUCAACUCAGUCUAGAAGAUCAGAAAAGAGUAGAUGCACUGAACGAUGAAAUCCGUCAACUUCAGCAGGAAAACAGACAGCUGCUAAAUGAAAGAAUUAAACUAGAAGGUAUUAUUACUCGAGUAGAGACUUACCUGAAUGAGAAUCUGAGGAAACGCUUGGAUCAAGUAGAACAGGAACUUAAUGAACUGAGAGAGACAGAAGGUGGUACUGUUCUUACUGCCACAACCUCAGAACUUGAAGCUAUCAAUAAAAGAGUAAAAGAUACUAUGGCAAGAUCAGAAGAUUUGGAUAAUUCCAUUGACAAAACAGAAGCUGGAAUUAAAGAGCUCCAGAAAAGUAUGGAGCGCUGGAAAAAUAUGGAGAAAGAACACAUGGAUGCCAUAAAUCAUGACACUAAAGAGCUGGAGAAGAUGACCAACCGGCAAGGCAUGCUGCUGAAGAAGAAAGAGGAGUGCAUGAAGAAGAUCCGAGAGCUGGGCUCCCUUCCCCAGGAAGCCUUUGAAAAGUAUCAGACACUGAGCCUUAAGCAGUUGUUUCGAAAACUUGAGCAGUGCAACACAGAGUUGAAGAAGUACAGCCAUGUUAACAAAAAAGCUUUAGAUCAGUUUGUGAAUUUCUCCGAGCAGAAAGAAAAGUUGAUAAAGCGACAAGAAGAAUUGGAUAGAGGAUACAAAUCAAUCAUGGAAUUAAUGAAUGUACUUGAACUUCGAAAAUAUGAAGCUAUUCAGUUAACUUUCAAACAGGUGUCCAAGAAUUUCAGUGAAGUAUUCCAGAAGUUAGUACCUGGUGGCAAAGCGACUCUGGUGAUGAAGAAAGGCGAUGUGGAGGGCAGUCAGUCUCAGGAUGAAGGCGAGGGGAGUGGUGAAAGUGAGAGGGGCUCGGGGUCACAAAGCAGUGUUCCGUCGGUUGACCAGUUCACAGGAGUCGGAAUUAGGGUAUCAUUUACGGGAAAGCAAGGUGAAAUGAGAGAAAUGCAGCAGCUCUCGGGCGGACAGAAAUCUCUGGUGGCCCUUGCUCUGAUUUUUGCCAUUCAGAAAUGUGACCCUGCUCCUUUUUACUUGUUUGAUGAGAUUGACCAAGCUUUGGAUGCUCAGCACAGAAAAGCUGUCUCAGAUAUGAUCAUGGAACUAGCUGUGCAUGCCCAGUUUAUUACUACUACUUUUAGGCCUGAACUGCUCGAGUCAGCCGACAAAUUCUAUGGUGUAAAGUUCAGAAAUAAGGUCAGUCACAUUGAUGUGAUCACAGCAGAGAUGGCCAAAGAUUUUGUAGAAGAUGAUACCACCCAUGGUUAAUUGAAAGAUACUGCCUGUUGUCUUGGAAGAUGUGUAUAAUAAUGUCUUCAUACCUAGGAACUGUAAAUUUUAAAACUAAAUAAUUGGUUAUUAUUGAGUUUUUGGAUUUAGAAUAUACAGUCCUUUUAUACUUGUCUUUGUAUUUUAUAAACUCCCCUGUAAUGUUACAUUUCUACGUAUAGUUGAGGAAUUUUAUUUCCUACACAGCUUUUUGUAAAGUGUUCUCCUAUUUUAAAUCUUUUGAGAUAUUCUAAAUAUUCUUCUGAAUUAUUUUACCAGUUACACUUUUUAUAGCUUCUAUUAAAUAAUUGGUUUGUGACUAAUUUAGUGUAAAUGUGGCUUUUUGUCAUUGUAAUGGUUAGAAACAUUAAAUAUUUUGCAUAAGAAAGUGUUGGUUUUCAGUUAAUAGAGGAUUGAAAAAUGCAGUUCCAUAUUCUGUUAAUUGCACCAGUGGGUGUUCAGUUCUGGCUGCAGGUUUUCAUCUGUUGUGAACUUUUCAAAGGGUCUUUCCUUGGGCAGUCCAGUCACAAUCUUAAGGGAGUGCUGUCCCAAGCACCUUGCUUGAAAAUUCAUCGGAUGAUGCUGAGUUUGACGGUUGCUAAACACCCUGCUUUCACUCAGUAUAGUAGUCCUUUGAACAUUUUUGUCUGAGUGUAUGUCCAUAUACCCAGAAGAGGGUAUCGGAUCUCCUGGGGCUAGUUAUAGACAUGUCUGAGCUCCUGCUCAGACAUGAACUUCGGAUCACUGGAAGAACAGCCAGUGCUCUUAGCCACUGAGCAUCUCUCUAGCCACUCCCUUUGGACAUAGUAAAUUUAAUAUGACAGUGUAUUUUAACAGAAGUUGUUCUGGGUUUGGGAAAGCAAUUUUAAGUGGAAUUUAAAAUGCUGACUCCAAAAAUGAGCCAUGCAGUUUCCUGGAUAAGUCAGGACAGUUUAAAUAAGAUGUUUUUAACUAGCCAGGGGAAGUAGCUCAGUACGAGAAUCCUUGUCUCCAAUGUGCAAAGCCCAUUCCCUGGUACCACAAAAAGUAAGAUUCUGUUACUGAAGCCACAUUCCCCAUGAGGUUUUUGGGGCAUUUGGUUUGUUUAAAAGGUCUUGUCAUUCAUGUGUCAUAAAAUUUACCCAUGUAUGCCUGUGUGCAAUUCAGCAUGUUUAGUAUAUUCACAGAAUUGUGCAGUCAUUUCUAUAAUGUUAGAACUGUGGAUGUGAGCUGACCCCUCAGCCUCUGGCAACCACAAAUUGGCUCUUAGUCUUGUGCUAUAGAUUUGUUUGUUUCGGGGAUUUCAUGUGGAUUCAUACAAUACAGUAGCCCUUGUCACUGGCAGCUUUUAACUUAGCCUAGUGUUGUCGAGGUUCCUCUGUGACGUAAUGUGGACUAUUCCUGCUGUGUGGAUAUGCACUAAGGUUUGCUUAUCCCUCAUCGGGGCUUGGAGGGUUGUUUUGUUUUUUAACUUUUACUUCUAUAAAUAAUGCUGCUUGUAAUGUCAGGUAUCUGUGAACUUUUGUUUCUCAGGACUAUGUCUAAGAAUGGAGUUGUUUGGUCCUAGAGUAACUAAUUUCAGCAUUUUGAGGAACUGUCAAGCUUUUCCAAAGGAGCUGACCAUUGUUUCUAACUACUGUAGUUACUAUUUUUCCAUCUUCACUGACACUUGUUACUCCUUUUUCUUUUUAAAAUAGUCAUUCUUAUGGAUGUGAAGCAAUGUCUCAGUAAAGGUUUUAAUUUGCAUUUUUCUGAUUA